CCAAAGAGAGCCAACCCCGCCCGAAACUCCGAACCGGAGAAAGGGCUCGACGGAAAAAACCGGAAAGAUGGGAGCUUUAUCGACGACCGAAAACGGGAAUUGGAAUUUCCCUCUUUUUCGUUUUGGUGGGUAGUCGCCAUUUCUACGAUUCUGAGUAAAUACAAGCACAAAACAAGUGGGAAACAUCAUCAAACUCUUCUAAGCCUGGGAAAGCGACAAGGGGGAGAAGCAUUGACCCCCAGGAAGCGAAGAGGGAGAGCUUUACGAUUCUCUUUUUGCCGAUUCCUUGCAAUAGCAAAACAGGACAUGGCGGAGAACCGAAUGAAGCUCUUGUUUCGUAUUGUCCUCCUCAUGGUUCGCCGGAAGCUUGGUAUUCAAAGGAAGUUUGGGGAAAAUGUCGGGGGAAGGAUGGGAGGUUGAAAGUUAUGAUAGUGGUGGUAGUGGUCGGAGGAGCAGUGGCAGCUCUAAUUGCAGCGGCGGCGCCGUUGCCGUGGCCGAAGAAGAGAAAGAGAAAGGAGAUGUUGAGUACUUUGGGUGGGUUUAUCAUUUGGGUACGAGCUCAAUUGGGUAUGUGUAUUGUUUCCUGAGGUUUCUCGUCAUAAGGGGAAAGAUUGUGGAGAUGUUCAAGCGCGAUCCUCACCAGCAUCCUGGAAUUAGACCCAUCAGAAGGGGUGUGGUUGGGCCAACAUUUAUGGUGGAAGAUUUAGGGUGCAGAAGGGUUCAUCGUGGGGAUGUUUAUGUGUUGCGGUUUUACAACAGAUUGGACGAGACCAAAAAGGGAGAAAUUGCUUGUGCUUCAGCUGAAGAAGCUCGAAAAUGGAUGGAGGCAUUUGAUCGUGCAAAGCUACAGGUAGACAUUUCACUUUGUUUAUCCUAUUGCAUUUCUAAAGAGAUUCUGCUGAACAAAAGGAUCAAUUUAGGUGGACGUCGACAUAGAGUACGGCGGUAUGCAACUGGAUUGAAACGACUUAUUAGUAUAAGUAGAGGUCCGGAAAAGCUUUUGCUGCAAUCAUCAAGUUUGGGCUCAAAGUUCAAGACAGAUGGAUAUUUUGAAGAGGAACGUGGAGAUGCAGUUGAAACGCAUGAAUGGAAAUGCAUUCGUACAAUAAAUGGUGUUCGCAUCUUAGAGGAUGUCUCCAAUAGCAAGAGUGCCAAAGGCGUUCUAGUGAAGGCUGUUGGUGUUAUCGAUGCAAGUGCUGACACUGUUUUCGAGGUGUUCCGUAACCUCGAUCGACAUCAAAGAUACGAGUGGGAUACACUGACAAGUGAUUUGGAGCUGUUAGAUUCUUGUGAUGGAAACUAUGAUGUUGUAUAUGGUACAUUUAAUCCAAAGAACCUGUCCCGGUGGAGCUCCAACCGAGAUUUUGUUUUUUCACGGCAAUGGUUUUAUGAGAGAGGAACCUACACAAUCUUGCAGUUUCCAGCUGUGCACAAGACACGACCCCCAAGAUCUGGAUUUCAAAGGAAGAAAAUAAACCCUUCUACCUGGGAGAUCAGAAGCUUGAACACGCCAAUGGGUUCUACAGCUGCAAAAUGUCUUGUGACAGAGAUGUUGGAGAUACAUCAAGCAGGGUGGAAUAGAUGGAAGCAAAACCUCAGUUCAAAGUUUGAAAGGACUAUUCCAUAUGCUUUGCUGUCUCAAGUUGCAGGUUUUCGUUGGACAACUUGCCUUUUUUUAUUAUUUCUGAUCCGUCCAAUGCAAGUAAUAACACUUUGUGCAGUUCUCCCUUCAAGUAUUUCAGAUGUUUCUGAUACCUCGAGUGACCAAGAGGAUGAAGAUGUCGAGGAUCAGUUUUUCGAUGCAAACAACGGUGAAUCUUCGUCAGACGACGACGAAGAGGGUGUCAACGACAGCGAACCAGUCAGUAAGACGUCUAUAGUGAAACUGAAGAAUGUUCUCUGGGCCAUCAGAUUCACUAACUUUGCCAAGAAGCAAACUUCAGGUUUAAUUAAUUAUAGGGAAUUGGAUCAAAGUGUACCUUCAGUGACCAUUGAUUCAAGUGUGUUUUCUGGUACUAUGCACAAAGGAACGAAUAAAGGCUGUUGGGAUACUCCUGCUGACAUGGGUUUUUUGGUCAGAGGAAGGACUUACCUACAAGAUAAGAUCAAGGUGAUGGGAGGAGAUCCUCUUCUGAAGCUCAUUGCAGCUGAUUGGUUCAAAAGUGAGGAAACAAUAGAAUGGUUCAGUCUACAUCCUAAGUGUCUACUGCAGACAGAACUGGGGAAGAAGCUUCCUUUUGUGUUUGUCUUCAAUCUCCAGAUUCCGGCAAAACCAUGCCACAGCUUGAUUCUCUACUUUGCAGCAGAUAGGCCGAUAAAGGCAGGUUCAUUGUUGGAUAAAUUUGUGAACGGGACAGAUGCAUUCCGGAAUUCCAGAUUCAAAUUGAUUCCCAAUAUCGAGGGUUAUUGGCUGGUCAAAAAAGCAGUAGGUAACAAAGCUUGCAUACUAUCCAAAACUGUAAACUGCAAGUACCGGAGACGAGACAAUUUCUUGGAGAUGGAUGCAGAUAUCGGGACAUCUGCCAUAGCAAGGAAAAUCAUUGGCAUGAGCUUUGGAUAUACGAGCUUCGUCGCUGAUCUUGCAAUUGUGAUAGAGGGACAAGAGGAGGAUGAGUUACCGGAGUAUCUUCUAGGGACGGUUCGGCUGCACCAUCUGGGGCCUGAUUAUUCAGUAACUUUGGAAACUUGAAGUUCCAUAAGUGGUUUGAUGAUCAUAUUCAUAUAUAUUCACAGAAAAAAACGACAAUUAAAAUCCAUAUUCUAGUUUAACCAUGUAAUACUUUUUAUUACUAGUUUCUGACUCGUCCGUUUGUUAUCUGAGCUCUUUGUGGAGCCAAAAAAAAAAAAAAAGCUUGAGGCUUAAGUUAUUGUUCUUCCCGAAUCUGGAAUUGUAUUUGUUUGUAUACGUGUAUAUCGAAUCUUGUGUAUGAAGAAAAGCUGUGCUGCUUUAAUGUAUGAAAAGAGAACUCAUUUCUAUACCAGAA
This is a messenger RNA of Linum tenue, 2984 nucleotides long. The record is from the annotation of a GenBank genome assembly. Lineage: Eukaryota; Viridiplantae; Streptophyta; Magnoliopsida; Malpighiales; Linaceae.